Halteromyces radiatus is the source of this 609-nucleotide messenger RNA. RefSeq names its product 60S ribosomal protein L15. Gene Ontology annotation, biological process: cytoplasmic translation. The annotation marks the transcript as partial. The transcript has 2 exons. The record is from RefSeq and is a predicted model, not a curated record. Gene Ontology annotation, cellular component: cytosolic large ribosomal subunit; ribosome. Lineage: Eukaryota; Fungi; Mucoromycota; Mucoromycetes; Mucorales; Cunninghamellaceae. Gene Ontology annotation, molecular function: structural constituent of ribosome; RNA binding.
GCCUACAAAUAUCUCGAAGAAUUGCAAAGAAAGAAGCAAUCGGAUGUCCUCCGUUUCUUGCUCCGUGUUCGUUGUUGGGAAUACAGACAAUUGAACGUCAUCCAUCGUGCUUCUCGUCCUUCUCGUCCUGAUAAGGCUCGUCGUUUGGGAUACAAGGCUAAGCAAGGUUUCGUUAUCUACCGUAUCCGUGUUCGUCGUGGUGGCCGUAAGCGACCUGUUCACAAGGGUGCUACUUAUGGUAAGCCUGUCAACGAAGGUGUGAACCAACUCAAGUAUCAACGCUCUCUCCAAUCCACUGCUGAAGAACGUGUCGGUCGCAAGUGUGCCAACCUCCGUGUCCUCAACUCUUACUGGAUCAACCAAGAUGCCACUUACAAGUACUUUGAAGUUAUCCUUGUCGAUCCUUCCCACAAGGCCAUCCGUCGUGAUCCCCGUAUCAACUGGAUCGUCAAUGCCGUUCACAAGCGUCGUGAAGCUCGUGGUCUUACUGCUAUUGGUAAGAAAUCCCGUGGUAAGGGCAAGGGUCAUUUGUUCACCAAGACUCGUGGUUCCGGUCGUCAUGCCAGCUGGAAGAGACGCAACACCCUUUCUCUCCGUCGUUACCGUUAA